GCAGAGUUUGACGCUAUGGCAAGAACCAAGCAGACCGCCCGUAAGUCCACCGGUGGCAAAGCGCCAAGGAAGCAGCUCGCCACUAAGGCUGCUCGCAAGAGUGCCCCGGCUACCGGCGGCGUGAAGAAGCCUCACCGUUACAGGCCCGGCACCGUGGCUCUGAGGGAGAUCCGUCGUUAUCAGAAGUCUACUGAGCUGCUCAUCCGCAAGCUGCCCUUCCAGCGCCUGGUGAGAGAAAUCGCUCAGGACUUCAAAACCGACUUGCGUUUCCAGAGCUCGGCCGUCAUGGCCCUGCAGGAAGCGAGCGAGGCAUACCUGGUCGGUCUGUUCGAGGACACCAACCUGUGCGCUAUCCACGCCAAGAGAGUGACCAUCAUGCCCAAGGAUAUUCAGCUGGCCCGCCGUAUUCGCGGAGAACGCGCUUAAACCACAACUCCGUCUAAUAAACACAAAGGCUCUUUUAAGAGCCACUUCAUCGUCUCAGAAAACAGAAAAUUUUCUUUCUUCGGCAGUUUCAUUAUUAGAAUGUGG
Molecule: messenger RNA, 531 nt
Organism: Ictalurus punctatus (channel catfish)
Lineage: Eukaryota; Metazoa; Chordata; Actinopteri; Siluriformes; Ictaluridae
Product: histone H3
Exons: 1
Coding region: 16-426 (136 amino acids)
Cellular component (GO): nucleosome
Molecular function (GO): DNA binding; protein heterodimerization activity; structural constituent of chromatin
Source: RefSeq, a predicted model, not a curated record